UUGACGUACGUCCUGACGCAGGCGUGUCCAGUCAUUUGUUUUUCUGCUGCGCUGCUUGUGCCCAGAGCAACAUGGCGACGUCCCUGAUCUGCGGCCGGUUGUCCGCUGGACUGAGGAAUUCCGGCUCCAGGACGACUUUAAGCUCGGCAGCUAAGGUGCUUGGUGGGACAUCGGGUCUAUUUGGUAACCAGCUGUCUCCAAUGCUGUCAGUGCAGCAGCAGAGAAACCUCUCCCUGCAUGAAUACAUGAGCAUUGGGCUGCUGAAGGAAGCGGGCAUCUCUGUGCCUGCGGGUUUGGUGGCCAGCACACCUGAUGAGGCUUAUGCUGUUGCCAAACAGAUCGGCUCUAAAGACCUGGUGGUUAAAGCCCAAGUGUUGGCGGGUGGUCGAGGCAAAGGCUCUUUUGAGGGAGGAUUGAAAGGCGGAGUCAGAAUCGUUUACUCGCCAGAGGAAGCGAGAGAUAUCUCCUCUAAGAUGAUUGGCAAGAAGCUGUUCACUAAGCAGACAGGAGAGGCAGGGCGAAUCUGUAACCAGGUGUUUAUCUGCGAGCGCAGAUACCCACGCAGAGAGUAUUAUUUUGCCAUCACCAUGGAGAGGUCCUUCCAGGGCCCUGUGCUGAUUGGCAGUUCUCAGGGAGGCGUGAACAUUGAGGAUGUGGCUGCAGAGAAUCCUGAUGCCAUUGUGAAAGAGCCUAUUGAUAUCAUGGAGGGAAUAAAGAUGGAUCAGGCUAUUAAGGUGGCAGAGAAGAUGGGUUUCCCCCCUGCAUUGAUCAAUGAAGCUGCAGAAAACAUGUUGAAACUUUAUGAUGUGUUCAUCAAGUAUGAUGCAUCUAUGCUAGAGAUCAACCCAAUGGUGGAGGAUGCAUCUGGCAUUGUGAUGUGUAUGGACGCUAAGAUCAACUUUGACUCAAACGCUGCCUAUAGACAGAAGAAAGUGUUCGACAUGCGAGACUGGACCCAGGAGGACACCAGAGACAGACAGGCAGCCAAAGCAGACCUCAACUACAUUGGUCUAGAUGGCACUAUUGGCUGUCUGGUCAAUGGGGCUGGACUCGCUAUGGCAACUAUGGACAUCAUUAAACUGCAUGGUGGAACACCCGCUAACUUCCUGGAUGUUGGAGGAGGAGCCACUGCACAGCAGGUGACGGAGGCCUUCAAGCUCAUCACGUCUGAUAAAAAGGUCCAAGCUAUUUUGGUGAACAUCUUUGGUGGCAUCAUGCGGUGUGAUGUCAUCGCACAGGGCAUUAUUAUGGCUGUCACUGACUUAGAACUGAAAAUCCCCAUCGUAGUGCGGUUACAAGGAACAAGAGUAGACGAUGCCAAGGCUCUGAUUGCUGCCAGCCCUCUGAAGAUCCUGGCCUGUGAUGAUCUGGACGAGGCGGCCAAAAUGGUUGUAAAGCUCUCUGAAAUUGUAUCAUUGGCUAAAGAGGCCCAGGUUGAUGUCAAGUUCCAGCUGCCCAUCUAACAGUGCAAACCUACAAGCUACAUCACUAUUCAAACCAUCUUAUAUGAACUGAAUCUAAGCCCACCACUUGAGCUUGUCUAGUCUCAGACCUCCAGUAGAGAUCUCCUCAACCCCGUGUCCUGGUCAAGCUUCUGUCAUCUCUCGUUUCUGUCUCUUUGUGGUUCCCCGUUCCUUCUGUCUCAUCAGUGCUUUCAGAUUGUUAAAGCACAUGUGUAUCUGCAUGGUGCCACUUUCAUUUCAUGCAAAUCAACAUCACCCAGUGCAGAGCCCAUCAAACCAGUCCACUAACAUAUUGUUGAAUUUUUUUGGUUCCAUUGGUUUAGAUUGGGUCAGUGUUACUGCCUACUGUUGUUUUUCGUCAAUGUUAUUGUUUGUUUGAUUUCUGAAGUGGAGGAUGUAUUUAUGUGGGAUUGUAUUUAUACUGUUGAAAUGUACGGAGAUCUGACUCUUUGGGUAAAGAAUGUCUCGGACACAUUGGUCCUAUCUUUUGCCAUAUAUAUAUAUAUACACACAGUAUCAUAAAAGAAAAUCCCACCCCCUCGUUCUUCAUCCCUCCCUCCCUCCCCUCCUUCUCUUUUCCGGCGGGAGUGAGUGUCGCUGCCGGAUGUCUUCUCUGUUCUCCUGAAGAGAAAUGCACCAUUUCCCUUUUAAGUAAACGCACAAGCACUCACGGGGAAUAUUUGUGUUAUUGGUGUUCUCUCAGUCUGACAUGGAGCCACUGGUGCAGUGGCUGCAGAAAAUAAUAAAAAAUAUUGAAGUGUCUUAGAGGAUGAUGAUUGAUUCUACUCAAAGACUCUGUCACUGUCUAUUUUUGAAAUGUAGAACGUGUACUUCUUUGGCAAAGUAAGUCCCUUGAAUCAUCUUUCAUGUUAGAGUGGGUCCUAUAGUGAGAAUUAGAAAGCUUUCUAUAAAGGAAAGUGCUCUGAAUUUGGCAGCUAACAAUUUGAGGUCUGUAAUACCUCAACCAUCCAGUAGCAUUCCUAUUCAACUCAAUGGCAGUUGCCCAGCUGGUGCAGAACCUCCUGGAAGUAUGUGAUCUAUGAUUUAUGCUUAAAAUAUUAGAUUUUUGUCUAAAAUGUCUAAAACUGCACUUGGUAAAGUUACAAAUGACUUGUUUCUAGCAUCUGACUAAGGCUGCAUUUCGCUG
Messenger RNA from Sinocyclocheilus grahami, 2610 nucleotides. Its product is annotated as succinyl-CoA ligase [ADP-forming] subunit beta, mitochondrial. Gene Ontology annotation, biological process: tricarboxylic acid cycle; succinyl-CoA metabolic process. The record is from RefSeq and is a predicted model, not a curated record. Bases 72 to 1463 code for a protein of 463 amino acids. Gene Ontology annotation, molecular function: succinate-CoA ligase (ADP-forming) activity; ATP binding. Lineage: Eukaryota; Metazoa; Chordata; Actinopteri; Cypriniformes; Cyprinidae. The transcript has 11 exons. Gene Ontology annotation, cellular component: succinate-CoA ligase complex; mitochondrion.